Molecule: messenger RNA, 2502 nt
Organism: Eucalyptus grandis
Lineage: Eukaryota; Viridiplantae; Streptophyta; Magnoliopsida; Myrtales; Myrtaceae
Product: pentatricopeptide repeat-containing protein At5g61370, mitochondrial
Exons: 2
Coding region: 228-1700 (490 amino acids)
Molecular function (GO): protein binding
Source: RefSeq, a predicted model, not a curated record
AGCCCGACUCUACAAUCUCUCUCUCUCUCUCUCUACCUUUUUCAGCAUCUAGCUUUUUUGAUCCGCAUCGCUCGCGUCUGUUCGAGGAAAAGGUGUUCAGAUUGUGUUGUCAGUAGGAGGGAGGCUCUGUCCGUGUACGUUUGAACUCGCAAUGGAGAUAAUUAUUGAAGAUUGGACCUAUUCGUGGGUGAAAUUUUAGCACCUGCUGAACGCACACCACCUGUUCGAUGAUAUUCUCCAGAGGAACCGCGUCGAGAUGUAGAGGCAUUCUCGGCCAAUGCCGCGUUGCCCGACAUUGCGAACCGCGCCACGGACGUUUAUGCUCCACGCGGUCGGCCCCGCGGGCGCUGCUCGAGCGGCGGGAUCUCUGCGACGCAGUUUCGACCCCGGUCGGUAGCUUGGAUGACCUGGAAUCGAGUCUUGAUCGGUUCGGAGGCCGUUUGACGUCGUCCCUUGUCACCCAAGUGAUCGACCGUUGCAAGGACGGAGCGCCCACCAGGAGGUUGCUGAGAUUCUUCUCUUGGGCUAGGAAGAAUUUGGGCUCCGGUAUUGAGGAUAAGGAUUUUAACUAUGCAAUUGAGGUGUUUGCGGAGAAGAAGGAUCACACGGCGAUGGAGAUACUGAUCUCGGAUCUUGGGAAAGAAGGCCGGGUGAUGGAUAAACAGACUUAUAGUGUAGUAGCGGAGAAAUUGGUGAGCUUGGGGAGAGAAGGUGAGGCAUUGGGUCUCUUCAAGAACUUGGAGAAAUUCAAAUGUCCCCAGGACAGUGCAACGGUGAUGGCUGUUGUCAAUGCGCUCUGUUCCAAAGGACAUGCCAAGAUGGCCGAGGGGGUAGUUCAGCAUCACAAGAGUAAUUUAGAAGGCAUCGAGCCGUGUAUCUACAGGUGUCUUCUAUACGGGUGGUCUGAGAAGGAGGAUGUGAAGCAAGCGAGGAGAAUUAUCAAGGAGAUGAAAUCUGCUGGGUUUAUGCCAGAUUUGUUUUGCUUUAACACCUUUCUCAGAUGCUUGUGUGAGCAAAACCUUAAGCGUAAUCCUUCAGGUCUCGUUCCAGAAUCUUUGAAUGUGAUGAUGGAAAUGAGAACCUUUAUGAUCGCUCCUAAUUCAAUUAGUUACAAUAUUGUGCUUUCAUGUUUGGGUAGGGCUAGGAGAGUCAAGGAAUCAUGCCAAAUUCUUGACCAAAUGAAGAAGUCAGGGUGUUCUCCAGAUUGGGUGAGUUAUUAUCUAGUUGCGAGAGUAUUAUAUCUGAGCGGAAGAUUCGGCAAGGGCAACAAGAUAGUAGAUGAAAUGAUUGAGCAGGGGUUGGUGCCAGAGCAUAAGUUUUAUUAUGAUCUCAUUGGCAUUCUUUGCGGGGUCGAGAGAGUGAAUCAUGCUCUCGAAUUGUUCAAGCGAAUGAAAAGCAGUUCGUUGGGCGGAUAUGGGCCGGUAUAUGAUGUUCUCAUACCAAAGUUUUGUCGAGGAGGCGAUUUUUGUAAGGCCAGAGAGCUUUGGGAUGAAGCAGCAAGUAAGGGCAUCAAUUUAAGAUGGCCCGAGGACAUGUUGAACCCUCAGAUCACUGAAGUUUUUAAACCAGUGAGGAAGUUGGAGGAUGUUGAGCCUUUGGUAUGCAUGAUUGAAGAGCCCCCAUUGCAAAAUAGUAGGGUCAGAGGAAAGAAAAGGAAGAAGAAGCAGAAGAAGAAAGGCUACAAGAAAGGCAUGAAAUAGAGCUAGUUCAGCACAGUGUCAGUUCAUCGCCUCUCAGUAUUGUAGCUUGCAUAGACCCAUGGAAAAAUGUUCACUUUAGUCCUACAGAGUAUUGAGGUCUCUGGGCCUUGCUGAAUCGAUUUGCAAAGCACUUGUGGGAACAGCAAAUAUUCCUUAUCCUCAUGAAUGACAAUCGAGCGAGACUCGAUUUUUGGGUUUCCCCUGGAAACCCUGAAUAACCACUCAACUUGAGUCAGAUUCACCUGAUGAUCUCAUCAAGAAAGAGUUGAGUUUUCGGAAUAGGAGUACAUGCUAAUGUGCCUAAUUGAUCAUGCCCCGCCUGAACUGUAGGAUCACCCUUGCAUGUGCUGCCCCUUUUGGACGAAGCAAGCAAACAUACAGCUGGGGCCUUUCAUUGCUCGGUUCAGCCCUUUGAUUGCAGAUGCUAUGACUAUUCUCUACUGCAGGCCCGCAAAACGCCGUUGUCCAAGGACAAAAAUAUGGUGGCUCAGCUCAGAUAAGAUCUGAAGGGCCGGAAGGGCCCAUGAAAUGAGGCAAGUGCACCAGCAGUGCACAUGUCAACAAGUCCCACUUGCCAUUUAUUAUCAUUUUCUGUCCCAUGAACAGUGUUUUGGAGCGGCACCUGGCAUAUUCCCCUUAUGUAGCGGCAAAUUGAGGAUGGAAAAAUGAGAACUUUCAAAGAAAUUCAAGAAUGAGAUGCGUUCCCAUUUGACCGUGGAUGAAUUGUGUUUUCUUCCACCGGCAGGGAAAACGAGUAGGAGGGUCAAAUCAGCCUUUUUAUUCAUUUGAUUAUUCGGUUUGA